GUACUUUCGCGCUGGAUUCCGUUCAUUGGAUAAAGAUCCACGUCCAGAAUGUUUGCACGUUCAGAUUUACGUGAUGACGUCAUGUGUGAAAAAUGUUAUCAGUUGGCACAGGUGAACAAGAAACUGAGGGAAGAAAAUAUUGAACUACUGUCAGAGUUAGAUUCGGCUAAUGAGACAAUUAAGGAUAAAUCGGAAGAGCUGGUUAUUAUGCUCCAAAAACUUCACAGUCUUUCAAAGAUAGCUCAAGAAAGAGACAAGCUGGUAGAAUGUUUAGAGGAUGAGAAAACAUCCAAAAGGGAUUUGCAAUUGUCACUAGAAGAAGAGAAAAGUCUCAACGUCCAGUUAAAAGCCCAUUUAGCUAUGGCUGAAGAAAAGGGCAACAUGCUAAAUGCCAAGGUAUUGAAACUGGACAAACAACUUCAAGAAAAAGGUGAGGCGUUCAGCAAGGCCGUUCAAAUAAUUAGGGAGUACGAGGUUUUUUUGCAGCAGAAGCUAACUCAAUGUUCUCAAAUAUCUCAAGAAGUGGUCUCAUUAAAAGUGGAAGUGUUGGAACUACAGAAGAAAUUAAAAAAUGCUACUGAUGAAGAUAUAGUUUUACAAUUUUCAAAUUCAGACACUGAACAUAAUGGGUUGCAUUCAACACCUCUUCUCAAUCAUAACAGGCUUGAAUCACCUCAAAACUGGCGUAAUUUUGAAUAUAGCGUUUUGAAAUCCCCAGUCUUUCAGUCGUUCUAUGGACCUCCACUCAUCCGAACCUGGCCAGUAGCUGAAUCUAUAAGGCUGAAAAGUUUGGCCCAAGAAAUAUACGAGGCAGGUAUCGCUAAUAGAGUUAUUCAAACAACUUCAUGUGUACAUAAUGUGAAAAAAUUUGACAAGAGCGUUCAGUGUAGAAAAGGCUUUUCUUUCGGCGGAGAAAAUGAAAAUGAAUAUCAAAAGGACCUGAUGCUCAAAAAUUCUUCUAAUUCACUUAUAAGGACACGGUCAGAACCUGUCGUAAACAAUUCAGUCGGAAGUACAAAGAAUUACAGACAAGAAAAACAUAAAGUUAUUAAACAAGCGGUCGAAGUUGACAACAACGAGGAUGUAAAUCAGGGAUCGAAUAUUGUAUAUAGUGUUACUCUACUCAUGGAAGCUUGGUGUAUGCGUAUGUAAUGAAUUUGAUAUCAAUUUGACUUUAUUUUGCUGCAGUCAUGUGAAACGAAUACGAUUUUUCUGAUUUCUACACACUAAUGCAACAGCCAAGCUGAAGAAUCUGUGGCCGUCACAGUGCUGGCUUGUGGUUACAGAUCUGAUGAACAAUACACGUGCAAAACAUUAUUUACGAAUGACCCUCAUGGAUGACCUUACUAUUGUUAGUUUUAUUUUUUUAUACUCACUUAUUUUCUUUUUUUUCACUAUUCUCUACGUGAGCACACAUAAACUUAACUUAUCUCCUGUUAUUCCAGUGCAAAACAGCACAGCUCUGAACUUUAAUUUGUGCGCCAAAUAUUUAUUACAAAGAGCAAGCAAACUGUUCUGUAAAAUUCCCGGCGAAAUUUUUAAUCUUCAGCAACCUUUAGGUCCACCUCCUUCAUGAUGAUUUAUUUUUUUCUACUUAACUAUAAAGCACUAUUGUUUACCAUUUCCAAUGAGUGAAAUAAAUUAGACCA
Trichobilharzia szidati is the source of this 1649-nucleotide messenger RNA. NCBI's taxonomy places the organism in Eukaryota, Metazoa, Platyhelminthes, Trematoda, Strigeidida, Schistosomatidae. The record is from the annotation of a GenBank genome assembly.